AGCUUAAGGUUGCCGCAAGCAGAGUGAUUGUACAGUCGCGGUUUCGCGAGGGUGCACCCAACCCCCAUGUGCUUUUCUUGAUUGUUGUUAGCGCCUGUAGUUGAAUUUUCCUUCGGGAAAAUAAUUGCAUUUGCUCGUUAGGGGAGUCGAACUCUGGUUUUUCUCACGUUGUUUUCAAUAAUCAAAUUUAAUAUUUGUACACUUCCAAAGUUAAUGAAGAAAUAGAUUAAUUUUUGGGUUUAAAUAAUCUGGAAAGAUUGCGCUCACAAAGAAAAGAAUCAUGGCGGACUUACAAGGAGUCCCGGUGACACAGGAUGCCUUGUCCGUGGCUCAGUUGGAACUCGGUGGCAAUCCCAAUGCUCUUGCACUGCGUAGACCUUUUGAUCCGGCUGCUCAUGACCUGGACGCAACCUUCCGCUUGACGCGGUUUGCCGACUUAAAAGGAUGAGGGUGCAAGGUCCCUCAGGAGAUUCUUGGGAAACUCCUUGAGGGACUGCAGGCUGAUGAUGGUAGUGCCCAGGAUCAUGAGCACGCCCACUUUAUGCACAUGGCUACCCCGCGCAUUGGUAUUGGUAUGGAUUCCUCCGUUACUCCUCUGAGGCACGGCGGGCUAAGUUUAGUUCAGACAACAGACUUUUUCUAUCCACUUGUUGAUGAUCCGUAUAUGAUGGGGAAAAUUGCCUGUGCCAAUGUAAUAAGUGAUCUCUAUGCCAUGGGAGUGACAGAGUGUGACAACAUGCUCAUGCUGUUGGGCGUUAGCACGAAAAUGACCGAGAAGGAGAGAGACGUCGUAGUUCCUUUAAUCAUGAGGGGAUUCAAAGACUCCGCGUUAGAAGCUGGCACGACGGUCACCGGUGGACAAACUGUCGUGAAUCCGUGGUGUACUAUUGGUGGUGUUGCCACAACAGUUUGUCAGCCAAACGAAUACAUUGUUCCAGAUAACGCAGUGGUAGGAGACGUAUUGGUACUAACGAAACCUCUGGGUACGCAAGUAGCCGUCAACGCGCAUCAGUGGCUAGAUCAACCAGACCGCUGGAACCGAAUCAAACUUGUCGUCAGUGAAGACGACGUUCGUAAAGCCUACCAGCGUGCAAUGGACAGCAUGGCUAGACUCAACCGAAUAGCUGCGCGGUUAAUGCACAAGUACAAUGCUCACGGGGCGACAGACGUGACGGGUUUCGGACUUCUGGGCCAUGCCCAGAACCUGGCCAAACACCAGAAAAACGAGGUGUCCUUCGUCAUUCACAACCUGCCGGUUAUUGCAAAGAUGGCUGCCGUUGCUAAGGCCUGCGGUAACAUGUUCCAGCUUCUGCAAGGACACUCCGCCGAGACCAGCGGGGGCCUCCUCAUCUGCCUACCACGAGAACAGGCUGCGGCAUACUGUAAAGACAUAGAAAAGCAAGAGGGCUACCAGGCGUGGAUAAUCGGUAUCGUUGAGAAGGGAAAUCGCACUGCGCGAAUAAUCGACAAGCCGCGAGUGAUCGAAGUGCCAGCAAAGGAGAAAGACGGUGAACUCUGGUAAUGAACAGUACAAGGAUCCAUAGUUAAGCCAUUCUUGUAAGAAGAAGAGAAGAACGAACUUGGUGUUUAUUCUUGACCUUUAGAGUUUCUACAUUUUAUCAUGCACAAUCAUGCACAGUCGUUCUGUUUUUGAGCCAUUUCUCUUAGAUUGAUAAGAAUUAUUGGAAAGCUUACGACAACUACCAAUCCACGAAAAUGGUUGUUACUGUUGCACUUCGAGGAUUCGCGGACAUUCGUGAAUUUCUCGCCUAUCCCUUAAUUUUUUGUUAUGGCUAUGUAAUCUAUGUAGAGUACCUAAGGAAACAGAUUUUUUAUCGAAAAAAAACCCAGUCCACGAUAGAAGGUAUUGGGGGUAACUGAAUUAUUGUGAAGAAAAAAACGUUAUUCAUUCCUGGGUCUUCCUGUAAUUUGCAUCUGCUAACUCGACAUAUACAAGCGUAAUUUUAUAGAGGACCGAUAAACACUUGAGCAGAGAACUCUAAUAUAUGAAAUUGAGACUAAUGGAUAUUUGUAUACUUUGCAAUAAGUCUAUAAAAAUCUGUUGUAUAAUAAAUAUAUUUGAAUAUAACAUUUUUUAAUAGUCCUGCUAGCAUGAUGUAUGUUUGUAUUGAGACAGGACGUUUUUUAUGAAGCAAUUAUUAGAUUCUAAUUUUUAUAUUAAUCUUUGUCCUCACUAUAUCACUCUUGAAUACUAUACGUUAUGUAAUUGUAAAAUAAUGCGCGAUCGUUCGAUGUGUAAGAACAGUCGCGCUUAUGCGUUAUUAAAAAUGGGGAGCAAUCAAAACUGUUAAAAGCUUGCUUUAUCUUUUGUAUGAUUUUUGUCGAGGCGUUUGGAAUCAUGUUGAGAUUUAUAAAGCAGGUGGACCUAGGUCCUAACGUUGUAUUAGUUUUUCAUAUGAAUAAAAUGCUACUUUG
Messenger RNA from Nasonia vitripennis (jewel wasp), 2436 nucleotides. It is a transcript of the gene Sps1, whose product is annotated as inactive selenide, water dikinase-like protein. Gene Ontology annotation, cellular component: cytoplasm. Gene Ontology annotation, biological process: L-selenocysteine biosynthetic process. Lineage: Eukaryota; Metazoa; Arthropoda; Insecta; Hymenoptera; Pteromalidae. The transcript has 8 exons. Gene Ontology annotation, molecular function: selenide, water dikinase activity; ATP binding. The record is from RefSeq and is a predicted model, not a curated record.